AUGAAGCUGAAGAGCGAGGAGGAGCGUCGGUGGCUGCAGCAGUACCAGCUUCUAUCCGCGAAGCCGAUGCUGUUUGUGCUCAACGCGGAUGAGGCGAGUGUUAUGUCAGGAAAUGAAUUCACUACACCAGUUGAGCAGAAGUUUGGCGCGGAGCGGACCUGCCGCGUGUCAGCCUCAUUGGAGGAGCAAACCUCGCAGCUCUCCUCGCGGGAGGAACGUCUUCUGUUCCUCCAGGAGUACGGCAUCGACGUGCCGCGCGGUGAAGAGCUGCUGCGCUGCGCAUACCGGCUGCUGCGGCUGCAGUCUUUCUUCACUGUGGGGCCACUCAUGGCGCAUGGCUGGGCUAUCGGGGCGGGCGCAACAGCAAAGGAGGCGAGCGGUGAGAUCCACUCCGAUAUGGAGCGGCAUUUUCUGCGCGCGAGGGUUAUGCCGUGGGACGUAUUCGUCACGAAGCCGAAUCUCGAGGCGGCAGAGCUGCAGAUGACAGGCGUUGACGCAAAUUACGUCAUGAAGGACGGUGAUGUGAUGAUUGUCGAUCACAACGCCCCGCGGUGA
Molecule: messenger RNA, 555 nt
Organism: Trypanosoma grayi
Lineage: Eukaryota; Euglenozoa; Kinetoplastea; Trypanosomatida; Trypanosomatidae
Product: GTP-binding protein
Exons: 1
Coding region: 1-555 (184 amino acids)
Cellular component (GO): cytoplasm
Molecular function (GO): ATP hydrolysis activity
Source: RefSeq, a predicted model, not a curated record